AUGUGCUUUGUUUCCACUGAAAAUGACGUUCUCAUUCUUCACAGGAGUCGAUCAGUUGAUGGCGAUUGCGUUCCAUGUCAAUUCAAGAAUUUAGAGCUGAAGCCGAAUGCGAGUCGAAUGAUCUGGAAGAAUAUCAAUGAUAAAUUACGAUCAAGUCGAGUCAGUCAGCGUGAGCUCUUCGAAUUAUCUGAAAUAGAGCAAACCAGUAGUUUCGAACGUAAAAUUGCUUAUUUUAUUCGUCUCCAUUUGCGAGAUAUCCUAACAACUGAUCAUCGCCAUGUAUGGUUCAAUAUCCAAACAAAAUCGAUCGAUGAAAUCGAGGAUCGUAGUCAAAUAUUUAAGAUAACACCCGAUGAAAUAAAUGUAGUUUACAGUCUUGGUUCCCUACUAUCCCAUGAUACGUUCAUUGGUCAUUUUAACGAUCGAUCGCUUGCUCGUAUUCAAGUUAUGAAAUUUCCAAAAGCAAUUAUGCUGGAUACAGCAACACACCGCUUGACAGUACCAAUAAAGGAUAUUCAUCCACAGGUGUUAAUCAAUCAUAAAACUAAUGAUAACUCGAUACAAAUUAUUUUCAUGCUGAAAGCAGCGCCAAUUAUUGAAGAAAAGAGAGAUGUAUAUUGUGAAAACAAACGAUUAGUGACUGAAGUGCCUAAGUGCAGUGAUUUACUCGUACGAUUUUUUCCUGCCAGCACGGCGUGGGUGUUUUUACGUGAGUUACCCAUCGCUGGCUAUUCUCGAAGAUCAACUGAUAACGUACUUCAUAUUAAUUUCGCUCUUUUCGAUUGGAGAGUAGUUUCGAAUGAUCAUUCGCUGAUGGGGAGGCCAUCGUGUAGUUCACCGCUUGAUUCGUAUGCCAUGGAAAUGCUUUGGUCCUUAGAUUAUCUCUUCCAAGAUAAGUAUAAUGAGGAUUCACAAUUUCUGCAUGCUGUUCGUCAAAGGAAUACGUAUAAUCUAUGUUGUGUGAUCUGGAAAAGAUUAAAAGAGGAUCAUUGCUAUCGUCUUCGUGACGCGUUAGUAAAUCAGACCUUGAGAGAAUCGCAUGUGGACUCCGAGGAUUCUUCGCAAUCGGCGAAUGUUGCAUAUGCCAUCGUCACACCAAGCCGUAUUGAAUACCAACCAUUGCAAACAAACGUACGUCACCGAGCAUUACAGAUAUAUCCUGCCGAAAAUUGGUUACUCGUUCACAUGCGAGAUAUUAAUGGAAUCGACAAAAUUCAUGAACUAGAUCUUCAAACUCGAGUGCGUUUUAGAAAUUUAAUGAUCAAGGGUAUUCAGCGCGACAAUGGUUAUUAUCGGUAUUUUGGCUCGUCGAAUAGUCAAAUGAAAGAACAAGCCGGAUGGUUCUUAUUACUUCCUCCGAAUGAAAACAUGGACCAAGCACGUGAGAAGAUUGGCAAAGUAUCUAAAAUUCGUAGCGUAUCGACCUAUAUUGCAAGAGUUGGUCUAUAUUUAACUACAUCCAGAUCAGCUGGGAUCAAACUAACGUAUAAGGGUGAAGCAACAAACUCCAGUGGUGAGCCGCAUUUAAAAAGAAAAUCAUCUCUGUUCUCUUCGAUCACACGACUGUUUAGAAGAUCCAAGAAAUCAGAGCCUGAGUAUAUGGCCAUCCAGAUUCCCGAUGUGAAAAGGAAUGGAUAUACUUUUACCGAUGGUUGUGGAAAAAUUUCCCUUGAUCUUGCCAGAAAGGUCGCCCAAAACAUUGGUAUUCCAAUAAAAGACGGCAUGGAUAUACCCUCAGCUUUCCAAGUGCGAAUUGCUGGAUACAAAGGGAUGCUCUCAAUAGAUCCCGAAUCUAGGUCGAACGAAUUUUACAUUCUUGUCCGAGAAAGCAUGAAGAAAUUCGAUAGCGACGAUUGGACUCUGCAUAUUGUUGAUCAUUCUCGUCCCAUGCCUUUGAGUUUGAAUAACCAAGUUAUUCGGUUAUUGAGCGAUUUGGGUGUUCAGAAUGGCGUUUUUGAAUCGAUUCAAACCCGGUGUAUCGAUCGAAAAGAGUUUUGGCACCCGCCACCGCGAUGCUAUUUGAAUGCAAUGGAUUCGCUUGAUCAAGCACUUAUUAACGAAAGGAGAUUGAAAUACAGAAAUGCGAAACAUUUUCUUCGUAAAAAUAAAAUCCCAUUGCCAAUAAAUGAGGCUCGCAAUCUCUUUGGGAUUGCUGAUGAAACACAGACAUUAAAACCUGGAGAAUGUUUUAUUCAGUACCGUCACCUUCGAAGUUCAUCAAGUUCCAAAGAAUAUUGCAUAUAUGAAGGACCGGUCAUAGUGACCAAGCAUCCAUGUCUUCACCCGGGAGACAUUCGCCUACUUCGAGCGGUUCGUGUAGACAAGCUUGAAUCGUGUGCACAUGAUUGCAUUAUAUUCUCUGUCCAAGGUCAUCGACCUAGUUUUCAUGAAAUGGCUGGCUCGGAUCUCGAUGGUGAUCAAUAUUGGGUUUAUUGGGGCUACGAGCUCCAACUUGAAAAUAUCGUUCCAUCAUUAUUAUACCCACCUGCAGAGAAAAAAUCAGACAAACAAGUAACCAACGAACGAGUAGUGGAUUAUGUACUUGAUACAUUCACUGACAGUUUCGUUGGUACCAUUGCUAAUGUGCACAAAGCCAUUGCUGACAAACAUCCCCGAGGUACAUUGUCGAAAGAAUGCUCAGAAUGUGCCGAGCUCUUUGCACGUGCAAUCGAUGCGCGUAAAACAGGUGAAAGCAUUUCAAUGGUUCGCAUUGAUGAGCUGAAAAAACAGUAUUAUCAAAGUUGUCCUCGAUGGAUGAUGAAGUUCGAUAAACCAGAAAUGGAUCCGCCAAGUAAUUCAAUUAACGAGAUUCUUUACCGAAAAGCAGAAGAUGCUUUGCUUCAUAAUGAAAAUUUUCAAGAUAUUUUACGACCUCUACAAGGGGUCGAGUUGCCUGCAGAACCAAUUACAAUUGAUAUAGACGAUACAGCUCUCACUGUCGAAAAUGAAAUCUCAAGUAACCAAAUUUAUAUGCGUUGUUGUUAUUGCAUAUUCAUCAUGCUAGUUAUUGCUGCAGUGAUUUAUUGUUUCAAAAGAUUCAAAAUUUUGGGCAUCUUCUCCUAA
Adineta ricciae is the source of this 3063-nucleotide messenger RNA. The record is from the annotation of a GenBank genome assembly. NCBI's taxonomy places the organism in Eukaryota, Metazoa, Rotifera, Eurotatoria, Adinetida, Adinetidae.